CAAAACUUCUAGAAGAACAGACAAAGAGAAGCAGGAGCAAUACACCUAAGUAAUCCAGCGAGCACCAGAACAAUUCCACUGAACAGAAAGUUUCUCCAGUCUAGCGCCUGGACGAAAGGAACUGCUGGAGUCAUGAAUGCCUCACUCUUUCUCUCUGCUCUCGCUUUUGUUCUCCUUGCUGGAGAGAGCACAGCUUGGUACUAUAAUGCCUCCAGGGAGCUCAUGACGUAUGAUGAAGCCAGUGCGUAUUGUCAGCGGGACUACACACAUCUGGUGGCAAUUCAGAACAAGGAAGAGAUUAACUACCUAAACUCCAAUCUGAAACAUUCACCAAGUUACUACUGGAUUGGAAUCAGAAAAGUCAAUAACGUAUGGAUCUGGGUGGGGACCCAGAAGCCCCUGACAGAGGAAGCUAAGAACUGGGCUCCAGGUGAACCAAACAACAAGCAAAGAAAUGAGGACUGUGUAGAGAUCUACAUCCAACGACCCAAAGACUCGGGCAUGUGGAAUGACGAGAGAUGUGACAAAAAGAAACUGGCUCUGUGCUACACAGCUUCGUGUACCAAUGCAUCCUGCAGUGGUCAUGGUGAAUGUGUAGAGACCAUCAAUAGUUACACCUGCAAGUGCCACCCUGGUUUCCUAGGACCCAACUGUGAGCAAGCUGUGACUUGCAAACCACAGGAAUACCCUGACCAUGGAAGCCUGAACUGCUCCCACCCAUUCGGCCUUUUCAGCUAUAAUUCCUCCUGCUCCUUCAGCUGUAAGAGGGGCUACCUGCCCAGCAGCAUGGAGACCACCGUGCGGUGUAUGUCCUCUGGAGAGUGGAGUGCGCCUGCUCCAGCCUGCCAUGUGGUUGAAUGCGAAGCUUUGACCCACCCUGCCCACGGAAUUAGGAAAUGUUCCUCAAAUCCUGGAAGCUACCCAUGGAACACGACGUGCGCGUUUGACUGUGUGGAAGGGUACAGGCGAGUUGGAGCUCAGAAUCUACUGUGUACCUCAUCCGGCAUCUGGGACAAUGAGAUGCCAUCGUGCAAAGCUGUGACCUGUGACGCCAUCCCUCAGCUUCAGAAUGGCUUUGUGAGCUGUAGCAACUCAACAGCUGGAGAACUCACCUUUAAGUCAUCCUGUAACUUCACCUGUGAGCAGAGUUUCAUGUUGCAGGGACCAGCACAGGUUGAAUGCAGCGCACAAGGGCAGUGGACACCACAAAUCCCAGUGUGCAAAGCUUUCCAGUGUGAAGCCUUAUCUGCGCCACAGCGAGGCGACAUGAAAUGUCUUCCCAGUGCUUCUGGGCCUUUCCAAAAUGGGUCCAGUUGUGAGUUCUCCUGUGAAGAAGGAUUUGAAUUGAAGGGAUCGAGAAGGCUUCAGUGUGGUCUGAGAGGGCAGUGGGAUAGCAAGAAGCCCAUGUGUUCAGUUGUGAAAUGUGAUGAUGUCCCUCGGCUCCAGAAUGGUGUCAUGGAGUGUGCUCAUGCUACUACUGGGGAAUUCACCUACAAGUCCUCAUGUGCCUUUCAAUGCAACGAGGGCUUUAGAUUGCAUGGCUCAGCUCAACUUGAGUGCACAUCCCAGGGAAAGUGGACCCAGGAAGUCCCCUCCUGCCAAGCAGUACAAUGUCCAAGCCUUGACAUUCUGGGAAAGAUGAACAUGAGCUGCAGUGGGACAGCAGUUUUCGGCACAGUGUGUGAAUUUACAUGUCCUGAUGAUUGGACACUCAAUGGAUCUGCAGUUCUGACAUGUGGUGCCACGGGACGCUGGUCUGGGAUGCCGCCUACCUGUGAAGCCCCGGCCAGCCCCACCCAUCCCUUGGUAGUUGCACUUUCUACGGCAGGAACCUCACUCCUGACAUUGUCCUCAUUGCUCUACUUGUUGAUGAAAUACUUUCGGAAGAAAGCAAAGAAAUUUGUUCCUGCUAGCAGCUGCCAAAGCCUUCAAUCGUUUGGAAACUACCAUGUGCCUUCUUACAACGUCUAG
Molecule: messenger RNA, 1971 nt
Organism: Mus pahari (shrew mouse)
Lineage: Eukaryota; Metazoa; Chordata; Mammalia; Rodentia; Muridae
Gene: Sele
Product: selectin E
Exons: 13
Coding region: 133-1971 (612 amino acids)
Biological process (GO): leukocyte tethering or rolling; response to cytokine; heterophilic cell-cell adhesion
Cellular component (GO): membrane; external side of plasma membrane
Molecular function (GO): calcium ion binding; sialic acid binding; oligosaccharide binding
Source: RefSeq, a predicted model, not a curated record